This is a messenger RNA of Symbiodinium natans, 1881 nucleotides long. The record is from the annotation of a GenBank genome assembly. NCBI's taxonomy places the organism in Eukaryota, Dinophyceae, Suessiales, Symbiodiniaceae.
AUGCCGGUCCCUGCUCCAGCGCCAGGCCCUGCUCCAGCGCCGUCAAAUGCGGUGUACGCGGCCCCAGCGCCGGCACCGUCGAACGCUGUGUAUGCAGCCCCAGCACCAGGCACAACGCCGGCCCCUAGCCCGGCCCCAUCCAACGCUGUGUACGCAGCCCCAGCACCAGGUACCACACCGGCCCCAGCGCCAUCGAAUGCUGUGUACGCAGCACCUGCACCAGGCACAACGCCGACCCCUGGCCCAGCGCCGUCGAACGCUGUGUACGCAGCCCCAGCGCCAAGUGCAACGCCGGCCCCUGGCCCGGCGCCAUCGAACGCUGUUUACGCAGCCCCAGCACCAGGCACAACGCCGACCCCUGGCCCAGCACCAUCGAACGCUGUGUACGCAGCCCCAGCACCAGGCACAACGCCGGCCCCCGCGCCGUCGAAUGCUGUGUACGCAGCCCCAGCACCAGGCACAACGCCGGGCCCGGCACCGUCGAAUGCGGUGUACGCCGCCCCAGCGCCAGGCACAACACCGGGCCCAGCGCCGUCGAAUGCUGUGUACGCCGCCCCAGCGCCAGCACCGAGCCCAGCUCCCGCGCCUGGCCAGCCUAUGACCUAUGCUGCCCCAGGGCCGGCGCAGCCCAUGCCCUAUGCUGCCCCAGCGCCUGCACCGAUGUAUGCUCCGGCCACGUACACGACGCCGAGCAUCCCACAGUAUGCAACACCAACGCCUGCUACCUACACUGUGGCACCAGGCUCAUCUCAAGCAGUGGCCCCCAUGACAUCUUCGACUGCAGUGGCAGCCCCGAUCCAGAGCAUGCCCGCCACGACCAGCCCGGUCGCAAGCCCGGUCACUACCAGCCCAGUCACCUACACAGCUCCGGCCGCCACGACCACCCCGGUCACCACCUACACAGCGCCGGCUGCCACUACCAGCCCAGUCACCUACACUGCUCCAGCUGCCACUACCAGCCCAGUCACCUACACAGUGCCGGCUGCCACCACUAGCCCUGCGGUGACCUACGCAGCUCCGGCGCCUGCCACUACCGGCCCGGUCACCUAUGGAGCUCCGGUGCCUGCCACUACUGGCCCGGUGACCUACGCAGCUCCGGCACCCGUCACCGCCGACCCUUACGGAGCUCCGGUCAGCUACGGUGCUCCGGCGCCAGUUACCUACGCGGACCAGUUCGCCCGCCUGGACGCGAACAAUGACGGUGGGCUAACCCCCGAGGAAUUUGCGCAGCUGAUGGGCCAGGCCCCUUCCUAUGGAGCUCCGGUCAGCUACGGUGCUCCGGCGCCUGCCCCGGUCACCUACGCGUCUCCGGCGCCUGCUGGCGCCGCCGACCCCUACGGAGCUCCGGUCAGCUACGGUGCUCCGGUUAGCUACGGUGCUCCGGCGCCUGCCCCGGUCACCUACGCGUCUCCGGCGCCUGCUGGCGCCGCCGACCCCUACGGAGCUCCGGUCAGCUACGGUGCUCCGGUCAGCUACGGUGCUCCGGCGCCUGCCCCUGUCACCUACGCGUCUCCGGCACCUGCUGGCGCCGCCGACCCCUACGGAGCUCCAGUCAGCUACGGAGCUCCGGUGUCCUACGGAGCUCCGGUUUCUUACGGAGCUCCUCAGUACGCCGCUCCCGGGCAGCUCUCGGCCGCGCCAACGUUUGUGCCAAGCUCAAGCUACCAGACCCCGUAUUCGUACCCGGCAGCGCCAAUGUCCGGCGGCAGCGACCUCUUUGCCCGCGUGGAUGCGGAUGGCAGUGGCAAUAUCUCGCCCGAGGAGUUUGCGAAGUACAUGCAGAUGCAGGGCCAGGGCGGGAGCACCAACUGCCCGGCUUGCGGCAACGUGUACUUGGACGACUCGCUGUUCUGCCGCAAGUGCGGUCGCAAGCGCGACUAG